This is a messenger RNA of Aphis gossypii (cotton aphid), 574 nucleotides long. RefSeq lists its product as uncharacterized. The record is from RefSeq and is a predicted model, not a curated record. The transcript has 4 exons. The coding region runs from base 14 to 574 and encodes 186 amino acids. NCBI's taxonomy places the organism in Eukaryota, Metazoa, Arthropoda, Insecta, Hemiptera, Aphididae.
UUUACUGUACAUCAUGCCAGUCUGUGUGUUUGAGGGUUGUUUCAGUGGAAGUAAGAGGAAGGAUAAACCUAGAGAUCCGAAUAUCCACCUCCAUAGAUUUCCGAAGGACCCCGAGCUUCGAAAAAUAUGGACUAAGCAAAUUAUUAGACACGGUGAUGUAAAUAACAUAAAUUGUGAAACGGGUGUUGUGUGUUCACUUCAUUUUUCUCCACACUAUUUUGCAGAAAAAUCAUAUGCACAACUGGUUGCAUCAUAUUCUCCCAAAUGCUCAAGGAGGUUAAAACCUGAUGCUUUACCUAUGACAAAACUUGGAUUAGAAUAUGAUGAUAUACCAUAUAAUUGCCGUGUAGAAAGUUUGGGAACGCCGCCUAUAAAAUCUUUGCCUUCUAUAAUAAGAACCCCUAGUGGUAAUUUUAAAGUUACAGAAUCGGAAAAAGACAUAAAUCACCACAAUGAUAAAAAUGCUAGGUCAGUUUGCUCAAAACUUUUUAAUGACUUAUGUGACGAGUUGGAAGUGGGUCCUUUAAGUGGAAAUAUUUUAAUGACACAAACUGAUGAACCAAAUCAUAAGUAA